This is a messenger RNA of Symbiodinium pilosum, 2604 nucleotides long. Lineage: Eukaryota; Dinophyceae; Suessiales; Symbiodiniaceae. The record is from the annotation of a GenBank genome assembly.
AUGAACCGACAUCGAUUUGAGUUGCGCAUGAAUGCGGAGCAGGUCAGCGCUGACCUGCAGAGUGACUGGAACAGCCAGGGUGCGGAGGUGUUUGACUUCGCCAUUCUCGACACCAUAGAGCCCUCUGACGAUCCGCAAUACGACCCCAGCGAGGAUCUGGAGGUCCUGGAACAGCUCUGGCUGGAACAACUCAAGCCGUUUGGUGAAGGGGGAUUUAUGACAGAUACAGACGCGAGAUCAUCGCUAAAGUCGGUGGUCGAAGAUUUGCGUGCAGAGGGUGACGAGCUCUACCAGCUGCUGGAGGAAAUGGACACGGGUUUCUGGACCCAGGUGUCUACAUUUAAAGACUGGACCGUAUGGGAUGUGGUCGCCCAUCUGCACCUUUCAGACCACAUGGCGCUGACCAGCCUGCGCAGCAGUGAUGAUUUCAAGACACUGAUGCGCGACAUGGGCAAAUCCGGUUCCAUGCGCGCUUACACAAACGCCUGGCUGACCGAAAAUGGUCAUUCGAUCAACGGGCCAGAGCUGCUCAUUCGCUGGCGCACAAUGUUCCAACAGUUAUGUGAGGCGCUGGCGGCCGCAGAUCCGGACGAACGUUUUGCCUGGGCAGGUCCCGGCAUGAAAGCCCGCAUGUUUGCCACUGCGCGGCAAAUGGAAACCUGGGCCCAUGGCUGGGAAAUCUACGAUUUGAUGAAAGUGAAACGACGCCAUUCAGAUCGUUUGCAGAAUAUUGUAACCAUUGGUGUGCGGACAUUCGGCUGGUCGUUCAGCAAUCGCAAACUUCCCGUACCUGAACCUGCACCCUACGUUGAGCUCACCGCACCUUCGGGGAAGCUCUGGACGUUUAAUGAUCAGGAUGAAAACAACUGUGUUCGCGGCACUGCCGUCGAUUUCUGCCAGGUCGUCACCCAGGUGCGGAACGUCGCCGAUACACAGCUUCAAGUCAGCGGAGACACCGCAAACGGCUGGAUGGCCAUUGCCCAGUGUUUCGCUGGGCCACCCGAAGACCCGCCUGCGCCAGAGGAUACCUCGACCGGGCUCGCAGCAACGGACGGCGUGACCGCCCCGCUACUCGAAGGCAUUGGCCCGCUGCAGUUUCCUAUCAGUACCAGCGUCCCCCUGGCGCAAGCCUAUUUCAAUCAGGCUCUGACGCUGUCAUUUGGUUUCAAUCACGCCGAGGCUGUUCGAUCGUUCAAAGAGGCAGCACGCCAGGAUGCCACUUGUGGUAUCUGUUGGGCAGGAGCAGCACUUGCACUGGGUCCGAACAUCAACGCGCCUAUGUCUGAAGAUGCGGUAGCACCCGCCUGGCAGGCCAUACAGCAGGCCAUCGCCCUGCGCGCGUUCGAAACACCACGAGAGCAGGCUUAUAUAGACGCCAUCGCUACACGUUACAGUGAAGAUGGCGGCGAUCGUAAAGCGCUGGACAUCAUUUAUGCCGGCUCCAUGAGCGGUCUGGUUGAACAAUAUCCAGACGACCUGAAUGCCCGCGCGUUACGCGCCGAGGCGUUGAUGGAUCUGAUGCCCUGGGCUUACUGGAAUGACGACGGCAGUGCCGCCAGUCAGAACACCAACAUCCUGGUUGAAGAUCUUGAAACGGUGAUGGCGGCGGAUCCUCAGCAUCCUGGCGCGUUGCAUCUAUACAUUCAUGUCAUGGAGCGGUUUGAACCCCAACGUGCCGUUGCAGCAGCCGAUCGUCUGGGUGGACUGGUACCCGUGGCCGGCCAUCUGGUACAUAUGCCGUCACACAUUUAUCUGCGUGUUGGCCGCUACAGUGAUGCGGUAGAUGCAAAUGCCGAAGCCGCUGAGGCGGACGAAGACUAUAUUGCGCAAUGUAACGCCCAGGGCCUGUAUCCCGCGGCGUACUACCCACACAACAUCCACUUCCUGUGGUAUUCCGCCAUGAUGGAAGGUCGUAAAACGCUGUCGAUCAGCAGCGCACUGAAACUGGCAGAACGAGUGCCGCUGGAUAUGGCCCGACAGAUGGGGGCUUUGCAGAGUUACGUUGCUGUGCCCGUCUAUACAUAUGUUCGUUUUGGCAUGUGGGAUGAGGUGCUGGCGCUGCCUGAUGCGCCGGAAGGACUACCCUUCAGCCAGGCCAUGCUGCACUACGGGCGCGGGCUGGCCUAUGCGGCAAAAGGUGACGUUCAGCGCGCUCAGGCUGAACUGGAUACGUUAUCUAACAUGGCCACCAGCGAACCUGUGCAAAGCUUGAAUAUGCGCAUGCCCGGUGUAAACGAACCUUUGAUGGGUAUCGCCAGCAGCCUGGUGACUGCCAGAAUCGCCCGGGCCGGAAAUGAUAGUUAUGUGGAACUGGCUGCGCUGGAAAAAGCCGUCGCCUUGCAGGAUUCACUCCCGUACACCGAACCACCACACUGGCAUUACCCCGUACGACAGACGUUGGGCGAAGCUCAACUCAGAGCCGGACAUUACGCCGACGCCGCAAUCACCUUUGCGGAGGAUCUGCAGCACUUCCCGAAAAACCCCUGGUCACUAUACGGCUCAGAAUUAGCUCAGAAUGGUCUUGGCGAAGCCACAGACGAUGUAAAGCAGCAGCGGAUCCACGCCUGGCGCAAUGCGGACAUUGACCCUGCGGUCAGCUGGUAG